Messenger RNA from Podospora pseudopauciseta, 1794 nucleotides. RefSeq names its product DNA repair protein rad52 (gene RAD52). The transcript has 4 exons. Gene Ontology annotation, biological process: DNA recombinase assembly; double-strand break repair via single-strand annealing; mitotic recombination. Gene Ontology annotation, cellular component: nucleus. Lineage: Eukaryota; Fungi; Ascomycota; Sordariomycetes; Sordariales; Podosporaceae. The record is from RefSeq and is a predicted model, not a curated record. Bases 1 to 1794 code for a protein of 597 amino acids.
AUGCCUGCUCCCGGCGACCAGCACACGAGCAUUGUCAACCCUUUCGAGGACCAGAAGCCCGUGAUCAAUGAGUUUACAGCUCAGCAAAUAGCUACUCUCCAAAGCCGGCUCGACAAGCAACUGGGUCCCGAGUACCUCUCCGUCCGCGCAGGCCCCGGCGGUUCAAAGCUCCACUACAUCACCGCCGAAAAGGUCAUUUCCCUCGCCAACGAAAUCUUUGGCUUCAAUGGGUGGUCGUCCAGCAUUCAGAACUUUCAGAUCGACUUUGUCGACGAGGAUCCCAAGACCUUGAAAGUAAGCCUCGGGCUUUCGGUCAUUGUACGAGUGACGCUCCGCGAUGGGACCUACCAUGAGGACUUGGGAUAUGGUCACAUCGAGAACUGCAGAGGAAAGGCGGCUGCGUUUGAGAAGGCAAAGAAGGAGGGGACGACUGAUGCGCUCAAGCGGGCGUUGAGGCACUUUGGCAAUGUGUUGGGGAACUGCAUCUACGACAAGGAGUACCUGAAGAAAAUCGGGAGUAUAAGGGCGGCCCCGACAAAACUCAACCAAGACAACUUACAUAGACACCCGGACUUUGUGAAGUCGACGACUGGGCCGGUUGCCGCACAAGCUGCUGCUCCUCCACAACCUCAGCCUGCCGCACCGGCGCCCGCACCCGCAGCAGCCCCAGCUCCCGCUCCGGCCGCCGCACCGGUGAUUCCAUCUUCGGUUUCCGCCGAGUCGUUUGAGGAUUUUCUUGGUGAGCUCGAUGAGGCCGACUUUAUGAUUAGUGAAGAGGGUCACCCAGACGAGGUUCUUAUCACCAACUCAGCAUCCGAUACAAGUACUGUUAGUGUCAGCGAUAAGUCAAUGCAACCUCCAACAGCGAGGCCCCUUGCGAGAACUGGAUCUGCUGGCACCAGUCAGUUCUCUCGGCCUCAACAGCAACCGCAGACCCCUAAUCCGAUGUCACGGACAAACGCCUUCGUUGGAGCGGGUACCCAGAUGAACAGCAACAACAAUAAUGGUCCACGGCCAUCGACAGGGCAGUUCACCUCCGGGAACCAGUUCAACCAGAACCGGCCUUCCAUCCAACAGAACAACAACUACAACCAACCACCUCGACCUCCUGUGGCCCAAAAUGGUGCUUCCCAGACCAACGGUCAGAACAACAACACUGCCAACGGCAGUAACAACAACUACUACAACAACAACAACAACAACAACAACAACAGCAACAACAACAACAACGCCGCUCCAGCUGUGGCCCCAGCGGAGGUUGGUUUCUUCUCGGCUCGGGCAGUGAAAGACAUACCGGAAGACGCCCUCGUCGCUGGCCAGGUUACUCCCUUCAAGGCAGGAAUGGGCUUCAACCCCCGUGCCGAAAGCCCUUCGAUUCGCAAGACCCCCGGCAUCGACCACAGCACAUCCAAGCCCCUGUCAAGAAGCGGGCAGCAUGUUCCCCCAGCCAAGACGACCGAAACCAAACCAGCUAGCGGCCCUGUACCACGACCAGGAGGCACGGGUGUUGUCCCAUAUCAACGUCCCAGCAUCGCCGGAGUAACGAACCCUCAGUUAGACUCUACAAGACGGAUCGGGGUACCUGGUUCAGGACCGGGUAGCCCGCUAGCGAACAGGAACCAGUACCGGCCGCCUACGAUCAAGAGACCUGCCCCUGAUGCCGGGAAUGGGAAUGGGCAACAGCAAAAUGGCACGAGGGAGCCGUUAGCGGAUGGGAAUAAGAACGCGCCGAUUGGGCAGCAGGCGAAUGGGGGGUUUCCGGGGCCAGAGGCCAAGAGGCCGAGGGUUGCUUAG